CUUUUCCAGAGCACAAAUUCUUAUGGACUUCCUGGCUCUGCAGCUCAUAUCAGUUGCUGGAAGCUUUUACGGAAGUUUGCAACAGUCCACAGCUCAAGUAUGAGCAAGGCGGGGUAGGGAGCAGAUGGGCCGGUCAGCCAGCGAAGCCAUUGCAGCGGUACAGACUGCCCCCUGCCAGCACACAGCAGCCCCCUGAGAGGCAGACCCCAGCUCCCAAUGCUUGCCUGCGGGAUCAGGGUGUGCCACCAUGGGCUCCUAUCACUCUCAUUGCUAGGACUGCUUGCAGCGAUCUUGGGCUCUGGCCACACUCAGGCUACUAAAAAUGUGGAUCAAUACCACAGGGUCUCAGGACACACAGAGACCAUGCCUAAUGCCAGGACCCAAGAAGAGCCAUGGGGGAGUGGACGACCCAUCCUUGGCACUACCAAGAAGGAGACGACGGGCAACAAGGAAGUGGAACGGCACACUGAUCCCAAAUCAGAUUGCCCUCCACUGGGACUAGAAACCCUGAAGAUUGAUGAUUUCCAGCUCCAUGCCUCCACCAUCAAACGAUAUGGCUUGGGAGCACACAGAGGUCGGCUCAACAUCCAGGCCGGACUGUUUGAGGACGAUUUCUAUGAUGGAGCCUGGUGUGCUGGGAGAAACGACCCCCUUCAGUGGUUUGAAGUGGAUGCCAGACGACUGACCAUGUUCACCGGAAUCAUUACACAGGGCAGGAAUUCCCUCUGGUCAAGCGACUGGGUGACGUCGUACAAAGUGCGGGUGAGCAAUGACAGCCAUACAUGGGUCACCAUCCGAAAUAGAUCGCAGGACAUGGUGUUUCCUGGGAACAUCGAGAAGGAGAUCCCAGUGCUAAACAGGCUUCCAACACCGGUGGUUGGCCGCUAUAUCCGCGUGAAUCCACGCUCCUGGUACCCUGGGGGUGGCAUCUGCAUGCGUGUGGAGGUCCUCGGCUGCCCGUUACCUGAUCCCAAUAAUUAUUACCAUAGACGGAAUGAGAUCACAACCACAGACAACUUGGACUUCAAGCACCACAGCUAUAAAGAGAUGAGACAGCUAAUGAAGGUGGUCAAUGAGAUGUGCCCAAACUUUACAAGAAUUUACAACAUUGGGAAGAGUCACAAUGGGUUGAAGCUGUAUGCCAUUGAGAUCUCUGACAACCCUGGAGAGCACGAAUUGGGUGAGCCAGAGUUUCGUUACACUGCUGGUUCCCAUGGUAACGAGGUGCUGGGCCGAGAGUUGCUGCUGCUGCUGAUGCAGUUUAUGUGCCAGGAGUACCUCUCUGGCAACCCACGGAUACGGCACCUGGUGGAUGAGACCCGCAUCCACCUGGUGCCCUCCGUAAACCCAGACGGCUAUGAGAAGGUUUUUGAAGUGGGUUCAGAGCUGGGUGGGUGGUCCCUUGGCCGCUGGAGUCAGGAUGGCCUGGACAUCCAUCACAACUUCCCUGACCUGAACUCCAUCCUAUGGGAGGCGGAAGUCAGAAAGUGGGUGCCCCGGAAAGUCUUCAAUCACCAUGUGCCGAUUCCAGAGUGGUACUACUCAAGGAAUGAAACGCGACAUCAAGUUGCUGUUGAGACACGGGUAUUGAUCACCUGGAUGGAAAAGAUCCCCUUCGUGCUCGGUGGGAAUCUCCAGGGAGGAGAGCUGGUAGUCACCUUUCCUUAUGACAAGGCUCGAUCUCAGAGUAGGAUCCAGGACUCAAGCUCGACCCCCGAUGACCAUGUCUUCCGUUGGCUAGCCUUCUCCUAUGCCUCCACCCACCGACUGAUGACAGAUGCUAGUCGUCGAGUGUGCCAUACGGAGGACUUUGCCAAGGAAGAUGGCACCAUCAAUGGGGCUUCCUGGCACACAGCUGCUGGAAGUAUGAAUGACUUCAGCUACCUGCACACCAACUGCUUUGAGCUGUCCAUGUAUGUGGGCUGUGACAAGUUUCCUCACGAGAGUGAGCUUCCCGAAGAGUGGGAGAACAACCGAGAGUCGCUACUUGUCUUCAUGGAGCAGGUGCAUCGUGGGAUCAAAGGUGUUGUUAGGGACCUGCAAGGACGUGGAAUUGCUAAUGCCAUCAUUUCUGUGGAGGGAAUCAACCAUGACAUCCGUACAGCUGCAGAUGGUGACUACUGGCGCUUGUUGAACCCAGGGGAGUACAAGGUCACAGCUUCAGCUGAGGGCUAUAAUCCAACCAGCAAGGUGUGCGAGGUGGGUUAUGAGAUUGGUGCCACGCGAUGCGACUUUGCCAUCAGUCGCACCAACCUGUCACGUAUAAAGGAGAUCAUGGAAAAGUUCGGGAAGAGGCCCAUCAGGGCUCCCCUGAGGCCUCUUCCACAGCGCUCUCCGCAGAGGCAGCGACAAAUGCAAGCCCGGCUCAGAAAGGCCAGCUGACCCUGAAACAUGUCAUUCACUGUAAAAGUAUGCUGGACAACUGGACAUUUCUGACAAGGGCUGACAAUUUUUAGUGACAUUUCCAUGUUCAUUUAAUACAGUGUACUUAAUCUUUGGUAGAGAAAUCACACAAAGUUAUGGUGACAUGUAUGUACCACCCAGUUCUAUUGCUUUGAAACAGAGGAAGAUUGCAAAAACUGUAAUUUUUCAUAGAAAGAGAACAAGCAGUCAUUCCUUCCCUGUUUUUCCCAGUGACUACCUGCUGGUUUUAUAUUAACAUAAUAUCUAUGACUGGAAACUAGCUGUAAUACUGGAUGUCAAUGUAUGUAAUAAUUCAUAUUCAGAAUUCAUUAUCAGUCAGUAGCUGUCAUCUUGCUGUCCAAAAACACACUUUGUCUACAGGAAAAUACUUUUAUUCUCAAAGGUUACAGUACAAGAAUUAAUUAGAACUUGUGUUUAACUAAACUUUUCAGAAAACCCAUCCUAAUCUCAUGUCUAAGAAGGAAAAUAUUGCUUGUUUUGAAGUGAUCGCUGAGACAUUGCCAAUGCCAUUGCGUUCAGGUAAAGAAUGGAUUAUUUUUUUGUCUUCUUUUUCAUAGCUAGCUGCACAACCACUCAACUGAAAUAAACUGUAAUACAGGUUUUGAAAAUGAGUCAAAAAAACCAAAAAUGGAAAUACAAGAAAUAUUGAAAAUAUGACACUGGGAAGUGCCACAUUAUAAACCCCAUUAGUAGAAGAAAGAAAUCUGCUAAUGUGAUAUUCAUACAGUGUAUGCAUUAUUUUGGUUAUUUUUUUUUCAAAUAUUUGUAAUAUUCCAUGUAAUGCUUGCACUUUAGGAAAA
Scleropages formosus (Asian bonytongue) is the source of this 3224-nucleotide messenger RNA. Its product is annotated as inactive carboxypeptidase-like protein X2. NCBI's taxonomy places the organism in Eukaryota, Metazoa, Chordata, Actinopteri, Osteoglossiformes, Osteoglossidae. The record is from RefSeq and is a predicted model, not a curated record. The coding region runs from base 217 to 2382 and encodes 721 amino acids. Gene Ontology annotation, biological process: proteolysis. Gene Ontology annotation, molecular function: metallocarboxypeptidase activity; zinc ion binding. The transcript has 13 exons.